CUUAAAUUAAAAGUUUAGAAUUACAAAGGACAUUUUUUCUUUAAAAUUAUAUGAACUAGUAUAAUUUAGUAUUUGUUACAUACUUCAUUUUGUGUAAAUUUUCGUAAUAUUGCCUUGAAACGAUCUAUAAUGAUUAACCGGCAACGUAACUAAUGUUAUCUAUGCGUCGCGUAAGAGUAAAAGAAAGUUAGUUAGUUCCGUAGUAGGUCAAUGGUAUAUCAUCGCGUGCAAGUAGCGUUAAGGACUGACGUCGACAUCGGGCGAUCAAGACGAGGGACUGCUAAGUCUGGUUUAAGACGCGGCCGGCGACAGUUGUUCGGUCGCAUCACUUAUUAUAUAUUUCUUUCGGCUCUAUAACGUGUUCACCGUGACCGUGAAAGUUAUAAUCGUGUCAUAUUACCGUAAUCAUGGGUGGCAAAGUCGAGAAUGUUGGCAUUCUUGCUAUGGAAAUAUAUUUUCCUUCACAAUAUGUUGAUCAAGUGGAAUUAGAAAAAUUCGAUGAAGUGGCUGCUGGAAAAUACACAAUCGGUCUUGGACAGAGUCGGAUGGGUUUCUGUUCUGACAGAGAGGACAUAAAUUCUCUUUGCCUUACUGCUUUACAUAGGCUUAUAGAGAAAAAUAAUAUAAAUCUUCAUGACAUUGGACGUUUGGAGGUUGGCACAGAAACAAUUAUAGAUAAAAGUAAAAGUGUCAAAACAUUCCUUAUGACAUUGUUUGCAAAAGAAGGAGCCACAGAUAUAGAAGGUAUUGAUACUACAAAUGCUUGCUAUGGCGGUACAGCCGCUCUUUUUAAUGCUAUUAAUUGGGUAGAGUCUUCAUCUUGGGAUGGCAGAAAAGCAAUAGUGGUAGCAGGUGAUAUUGCAGUCUAUGGUAAAGGGCCAGCAAGGCCUACAGGAGGAGCAGGAGCUGUGGCAAUGCUGAUUGGACCUGAUGCACCAUUGGUUUUUGAUUGUGGUGUCCGUGCAUCAUACAUGACACAUGCUUAUGAUUUCUACAAGCCAGAUUUAGCGUCUGAGUUCCCCUAUGUUGAUGGAAAGUUAUCAAUUCAGUGCUACUUGAGUGCUUUAGAUAACUGUUAUAAUCUAUUCUGUCAGAAGAUGAGGAAGGUGGAUCCAAAAUUCAAGGGUCUGUUGAGUUUAGAUGGUAUGUUAUUCCACUCCCCAUACUGUAAGCUUGUCCAAAAAUCGCUAGCUCGAGUUAGCUUCAAUGAUUUCCUUAAUGCAACAGAAGCAGAGAGAGAAAAACAGUUCCCUGGCCUUUCACAGUUUAGUACAUAUAAUAGAGGUGAUACUUAUUUUGAUAGGGACGUAGAAAAAGCUUUCAUGACUUACAGUAACAAACUAUUUGAACAAAAAACCAAACCAUCACUUCACAUAGCUCGUAAUGUUGGUAAUAUGUAUACACCUUCAUUGUAUGGAGGACUUGUAUCCUAUUUAGUGAGCAAAUCCCCAGAUCAGCUUAUUGGGAAGAAAUUUGCAUUAUUUUCUUAUGGGUCUGGCUUAGCUUCAACUAUGUAUUCUAUCAACAUUUGCAAUGACAUGAGCGCUGGGUCAAAAUUAGAGAAAUUAAUCAAGUCUUUAAAUGAAAAUGUUGCAAUGUUAGAUUCAAGACAGAGCGUAGAGCCGCAAAAGUUCUCUGAUAUAAUGCAAGUAAGGACGGAGAAUUAUCAUACAGCACCUUAUGAACCAUCGGGGUCAAUAGAGGUGCUAUUUCCUGGUACAUAUUAUCUAAACAAAAUAGAUGACCAAAGACGACGCACAUAUGAGAGGAAACUAUGAGGCAUUUAUUUAUCAUAAUAUCUAAUUUAUUUUUGUGCUGGUGUAGGACUUAACCAAUAGUUAUGAUUUAAAUUAUUUGUCUAUAGUUAUUUUAGCAUAGCACUUUGUAGUUUUAUUUUAAUAUUUUUAGGUAUUUUAAUUACAUUAUUUUUAGUUUGACUGGGGUUAACUGCUAUAAAAGUAGUAAUUUUUAAAUUACACUUAAUUUUAAACUCCUAGCAACAUUGUAAAACAUUGUUAAUAUGUCCGUGAUAGUAAAAUAUUUAUAUGUAUUAAAAAUGUAAUCAAUAAAGGUGGUGCAAUACAUUUGAUGUAACAGAAAAUGUUUUUAUAUAUAUAUUAUAUUUAAUUAAAGUUUUUGAAUUUUAACUCUUAAUUUUGAGAAAAUAUUUAUUAAAGCUAUUUUGAAAUUCAAUUUCAGAAGCAAACAUGAAGGAAUUUGAUAUAUGUCUGUAUAAAUAUGUAUGUCUUGUACUUAUACUCUUUAGUAAAGAGGUAAUAAAGUGGUGUGUUA
Messenger RNA from Vanessa atalanta (red admiral), 2292 nucleotides. RefSeq names its product hydroxymethylglutaryl-CoA synthase 1 (gene Hmg-s). Lineage: Eukaryota; Metazoa; Arthropoda; Insecta; Lepidoptera; Nymphalidae. Bases 408 to 1778 code for a protein of 456 amino acids. The record is from RefSeq and is a predicted model, not a curated record. Gene Ontology annotation, biological process: acetyl-CoA metabolic process. The transcript has a single exon. Gene Ontology annotation, molecular function: hydroxymethylglutaryl-CoA synthase activity.